AUGUGGAUACAACGCUCCAGGGGGAUGCCCUGGACGGGGCCUGGCCUAGCUCCGGCUGCGGCCGGGCACAGGCUUGAUGUUUCAGCCAGAGCCUAUCUGCUGCCCACGUUCAGCCAUCCGCACUGCACGGAACCCUCCACUGUUGGGGACAGACUUGUUCUCAUCGCCUAUGUCAUUGGGCAGUAUGAAAGCCUGAGCAGCUCUCAUGUCUGCAAAUUACAGGACCUCGGCUUCUGCCCACCACGGGUGAUUCCAGCCAGGGCUAGCAGUACGGAGUCGGAGAUAGAGGUGUCGGUACAUGUUCGGCGAGUGGCCGUUUCCUUGCGCUCCAGAGGCCUUUUCCGUGCCACGACUGAGCUAUGUGCUGGCUGCUUGGCCAUUCGUGGCGGGCCAGCGGACAUGGCGAUGGCUCGACGCACUUGCAGGCCAACUGGGGAUAUCGUUCCUGUUGCUCUAUUUGCUUUCGAACUGGAGGUCAGCGGCAUAGCAGCAGAUGCCAGGCACAUCUACACACCGGAACGGUUGGUGGAUUCAGUGGGCCUCACCAUGGUGGAUCCGGGCGGACUGAUGCCGGGGUGCGCUCUGCUCACUCCGGCACAGUCUUGUCGCAACACGGCAGCAGUGGCGGAAGCAGUGGUGACCCGAUGGGAGCACAGGAGGAAGGAAUGGACAAUCACGAAGCGGAUGCGGGUGACCACGUCGCUAGCACUGGUGCUGUGCCAAUAG
This is a messenger RNA of Symbiodinium necroappetens, 726 nucleotides long. NCBI's taxonomy places the organism in Eukaryota, Dinophyceae, Suessiales, Symbiodiniaceae. The record is from the annotation of a GenBank genome assembly.